CUUUCCCACACGUUCUACUCAACAAACAUUUGCUUUACUCUCUUUAUUUUCCCUUGUUUUCGCGCCCUUCGCCAUUCAGUUUCUUCCCCUUUUUCUUUGUUUUUCCUAACAAAAUGGCCUCACAAUUGCCUAGAGAUUCUGAAUCUUUUACUAAUAUUGGUGACUUCGAAGAGCUUGAAAUUACAGAAUUUCAUGAAGCCCUACUUAGGGAGUUACUUGAAGGGCCGGAGGUAGGAACGGAGGAUAACGGAUUUGGUUUCACGGAUCAGUCUGUGGAAGCUGGCGUCAAGCCAGAUUCGACCAUGGAGGCUUGUGAUUAUUGGAAGCAAGUUGACACCCGUGUCGAUGACUUCGAUUGGUUAGAGAUGAUGAAAAUAGCAACCGCAAUGCCAUGCAACGAACCGACCGUUGGGAACCCAGGUACAUACAUGGAGGAGAUGGUUGAAAUGCACGAAUUGGGUGAUCUUGAAGAGUAUUCUCAUGCCUACUAUGCAGUUUCCUCGGACGAAAUAGCUUAUGGUGGCUUGUGGCAGGACAACUAACCAUGUAAUUCUUUGAUUCAUUAAAAAGAAACAAAACUAGGGUACCAUCAUAUCAUGUUUAUGAUCCUAAAACUCAAACUUGGAUCAUGAUGAUUAUGAAAAUAGUAAAUAAUUCUUGAAAAAAAAAUUAGAAAAAUAUACGCAUACUUACACUUUCAAUGGGUAUACUUAAUGGGAUCAAGUUUUUUUCUUUUUUUUGAUUGGGGGGUAUGUUUCUGGCAUUGGAUGUUUUUUUUCUAUAACAUUUGCACUUUG
Molecule: messenger RNA, 797 nt
Organism: Ilex paraguariensis (yerba mate)
Lineage: Eukaryota; Viridiplantae; Streptophyta; Magnoliopsida; Aquifoliales; Aquifoliaceae
Source: the annotation of a GenBank genome assembly